Hydractinia symbiolongicarpus is the source of this 1589-nucleotide messenger RNA. Its product is annotated as mucin-2-like. The transcript has a single exon. NCBI's taxonomy places the organism in Eukaryota, Metazoa, Cnidaria, Hydrozoa, Anthoathecata, Hydractiniidae. Bases 113 to 1258 code for a protein of 381 amino acids. The record is from RefSeq and is a predicted model, not a curated record.
GAUGUCGGAAAUGGUUGGGAAAGUGUCCAGAAAAAUAUGUAAAGGUAGAAAUUUUUUGCAUAAGUAUUAAUUACGAAAACCAUCCCUUGUGAUUCUUUUAAAGUACAUUUAUAUGGAAACAAGUAUAACAAUGCAUAAGGACGCGUUGACAAUAAUUUGCAAUUUAGAUUCAUUGUCACAAAAUGUAUCAACUGGAACAACCAAGACAGAAAAGAUACAACCGUCAAAAUCAACUACUAAGAAAGUGACAACUACUACUACGACAGCAACUACUAUUGCUCCUACCAAAACAAGACGCACGGCGUAUCCUACUGUCACCGAGAGUAUGGAUGAUACAACAACUGUCGUAGAAACGUCUACUGUUACAGAAGACCCGACACAUAUCGUAACAACCACAGUACAUGACGGAAAUCCAAUCGAAACAGUAACAGUCGAUGAAAUAACAUCUGUAAUGGCGACACCAGUAAUAACAACUCCAACCCCGGUAAUGACAACACCUGCAACGAUAACACCUGCCAUGACAACAACCGUAACGACAACGCCUCUGACGACAGCACCUCUUAUGACGACAGUUGUUACGACAUCACCUGUUAUGACAACACCUGUCAUGGCAUCACCUGUUAUGACAACACCUAUGAUGACAACGCCCAUAGUAACAAUACCGGUAAUAACAGCACCGGUAGCAACGCCUGAAGCAAAAAUACCUGUAAUAGCAACACCCGCAGCAGAUAUAUUAGCGCAAGCUAUGCCAACACCCACUUUACCAGCAUCUUUUAUGGCAGCACCUCCAGCGCCCGCACCUUCAACGCCAGCAAAUCCAGCGCCAGCACCUACUUCAACACAACUGAUAACAACUACUGUCACGAAAACUAUAGCGCCUGCAGCAAAAACUGUUUCUGAAACAAUUAUAAUCACAGUAACAAAAUCUGCAACAACGACAUCAACACCUGCAACAAAACAAACGGCGACAACAACAACAGAGACACCGACAACCACGUCAACAACCACGUCAACAACCACUCCAUUUUGUCCACCAUUAUGCCCGAUUAAAUGUGAGGAUGGAGAGUGUACACACUGCUGCACAACACAAGGUUCUGUUUACACUACUGCGCCAACAUGCCCUGCAGGCUGCCAUCUCGAAUAUCAUACACCAUGUGUGAACGGGAAUUGUAAACAACCCUGUCCUCAAUCAUGCGCAGUACAUUGUUCUCCAUGGUGCAAAAGGCAUUGCUGCAAUAGACAUAAAAUUAUGGACUGAGGUUGAUUAAACACAGGAUUUAAGGGAUAUUUAAUUGGCAAAGUAUCACAAUUUUCUGUGAUAAAUAUAGAUAUUAGUAUCUGAACUUUAGUAUGUGUUCUAACAUAUUGCUUUUAUAAAUUGUUGUUAUGUAUUUGUUUUAAUUGAACUAAAGAUGCAUUUCACUAGUAAUCAGUCCUGUUUGUUUCUCAAUAAAGCACCUGUAAAUGUACAUAAGUAUAUAUCUCGCUAUGCAAAAGUAAAAUCAACUACUUAUGGCUGUUCAAGUCUGCAUUAUAUAUUCCUGCUAAUAAUCCCAAUAUGGGAGAACUUGCUCGCAUGGACGCACGAA